CUGUCCUGCAGUCACAGUCAACCCUCCAUCUGCACAGCCGGAACCAGAGAGAGGAGACGCCAUGACCCUCACCCUCACAACCCUGCUCUGUCUCGGGACCCUCCCCAGACCCACUGUCUGGGCUGAGCCAGGCUCUGUGAUGCCUUGGGGGACAUCUGUGACCAUCUGGUGUCAGGGGGGCCUGGAAGUCCAGGAGUACCGCCUACAUAAAGAGGGAGAGUUAGAGACCUGGGACAGACAGAAGCCACUGGAAUCCAAAGACAAGGUCAAAUUCCCCAUCACACACAUGGCAGACAUAUAUGCAGGAAGAUACCGCUGUGACUAUCUCAGUCCCACUGGCUGGUCAGAGCCCAGUGACCCCCUGGAGCUGGUGGUGGUGACAGGAUCCCAGGGCAAACCCAGCCUCUCAGCUCUGCCCAGCCCUGUCGUGACCUCAGGAGGGAAUGUGACCAUCCAGUGUGCCUCACGGAUGGGAUUCCACAGGUUCAUCCUGAUGAAGGAAGGAGAGCGCCAGCCCUCCUGGACCCUGGGCUCCCAGCCAGCCCCCCAUGGGGGGUCCCAGGCCCUGUUCCCUGUGGGCCCUGUGACCCCCAGCCUCAGCUGGACGUUCCGAUGCUACAGCUAUUACAGCAACACCCCCCAGGUGUGGUCGGUCCCCAGUGACCCCCUGGAGCUGCUGGUCUCAGGUGUGUCGGGGAAGCCCUCCCUCCUGACCCAGCAGGACACUGUCGUGACCUCUGGACAGAGGCUGACCCUCCAGUGUCGCUCUGAUGUCGGCUACGACAAAUUCGCUCUGUCCAAGGAGGGGGCACCUGACCUUCCACGGCGGCUUAGCCGGCAGAUCCAGCCUGGGCUCUCGGGGGCAACCUUCUACCUGGGCCGGGUGAGACCCUCCCAUGGGGGCCGGUACAAGUGCUACGGUGGACACAACCUCUCCUCUGAAUGGUCGGCCCCUAGUGACCCCGUGGACAUCCUGUUGGCAGGACAGCUCUCCUACACACCCUCCCUUUCAGUGCAACCUGGACCCAUGGUGGCCCCAGGAGAGAAUGUGACCCUGCUGUGUCAAUCAUGGAGCUCUGUGCACACUUUCCUUCUGUCCAAGGAGGGGGCAGCCGAUCCCCCGCUGCGUCUUAGGUCACAGUACCGAGCUGGGCAGCACCAGGCUGAAUUCCGCAUGAGUCCUGUGACCUCAGCCCAUGGGGGGUCCUACAGGUGCUAUGGCUCCGCCAGCACCUCCCCCUACCUGUUGUCACAGCCCAGUGAUCCUCUGGAGCUCCUGGUCUCAGGACCCUCUACGGACCCCGGCCCUCCGACCACAGGCCCCUGGACCACAGGGCCAGGCUCGGCAGAUGGUCCCCACUGGUACCUGUACGCCCUCACUGGGGCCUCGGUGGCCUUCGUCCUGCUGCUUGGCCUCCUCGUCUUCCUCCUGGUCCGACACCGGCAUCGGGUCAGAUGCAGAAAGCCAGGGGCUGCAGACCCAGAGCCCAAGGACAGAGGCCUGCACGACAGCUCCAGCCCAGCCCCUGCCGCCCAGGAGGAGAGCCUCUAUGUUGCCAUGCAAGACAUUCAGCCUGAGGAGGGGGUGGAGCUGGACCAUCGGCAGAAGACACAAGAUGAAGACCCCCAGGGAACAACGUACGUCCAGGUGAGCCGGUCAAGAUCAAGACUCGGGUAUGGACUGGCCACUUCUCCUUCCCCCAUGUCGGAGGGACUGUUGGACUCAGAGGACAGACAAGCAGAGGAAAACAGACAGAUGGACUGUCAGGUGGGUCCCUUCUUCUCUGAGUUCCCAGGCAUCCCCCUCCUCAAUCACAAGCCUUCCCUCUCUUCCCCACUGCAGGUUGUUGCAUCUGACGCCCCCCAGGAUGUGACCUACGCCCAGCUGGACCCCUUGGCUCUCAGAUAGGAGACAUGGGCAUCCGCUCCUUCCCAAUCAGGGGACCCCCCCAGCAGAGCCCAGUGUGUAUGCUGCUCUGACCAUCCACUAGCCCCGGAGGGACCCAGACCUCAUACUCCAGAGAGGGGGACCACAGGGACCCUGGAAGGCACAGGAGCUGCCCACAGUGGGUGCCACCUAAUGACCCUAGCCAGCCUGGACUCCUCACAUGGACCAGUAAGAACUCCUGGGACCCCCUGGGAGUCACCAAUUCUGCCAUCAAAGAUUGUAAUAACCCUACACUUUGGAAAUCAAACCGACUUCCCAGUUACCCAUGAAAGAAAUGAGAAAAUCAAAAAGGAAACAAGAAAAUGUUUACACUGAAGGAUAAUGUAAAUGUUAUACAUCAAACCAGUGAAAUGGGAAAAUUAAGAACCAAGUCAAUGAUCUAAGCUAUUGUACCAAGAAUUUAGAAAAAGAAUAGCAAAUUAUUCCAAAUGAAGGUAGAAGAAGGGAAAUUAAAGUGAUAAGAGAAGCUACUAAUGAGGUCAAACAAAAAAAUAGAGAAGAAUCAAUGAAGCCCAAAAUGUUCAUUUUUGUAUAUAUUCAUCAUAUGUUGAAAUCCUAGUCACAAUGGCCAAGGAACAGAGAGAGAGAAGGCACACAACACAUCACCAGUCAGGACAGUAUCACAUCCUACACACUUUAAAUCGAUAACAGAGUUUAUUAUGUUCACUCUUAUUAAUUGUUAUUAUAUUAUGAACAAUUUUAUGCCAAAAUAUUAGAGAAGGUAGAUGAAACAGACAAAAUCCUCAGAAAUACAGGUUACCAAACUAACGGACACCAGGAUGAAUAGAAAAUCGGAAUCACUGUGUGUAAAACGCAGUGAGUAUGCAGUUAAAGUUUUUCCCACUAAAGUGGUGAACUGAGUCUGGAAAGUUUCACUGGUGAAUGCCCCCAAAUACUGAAGCACUUGUGAAAUAUACACACACGAGCACAUGGACACACCUACACUUGUGAAUAUGUGAACACACGCACACUUGUGGACAUGUCUACACGCAUGAACAUGUAGCACACACGAACACACACGUGCACAUACACAUACCGAACUCACACAGGCUUCCCCUGAGAAUAGAGAAAGAUGGAGUACUUCCCCAGCCCGUUUUAUCAGGCCUGAAAAAACAAAAAUUGACAUGAGAAUCUGACGAGAAGAACCAACCAAUUAAGUAAAGGGGGGAAAACGUGCUAAGUACUGAAUGGAUAGACUAGGGACUCCAGCCUGGCUGUUUCCACCUGGACACCCCCUGCUGAUGAGACUGGGUGCUGUAAGUGCCCAAUUCGACGUUACUUUGCCUAAUUCUCAUUUGUUGCCUACUAUUACCUUCAUCGAUGUGUGGAAUCAUUUCCUCUUCUAUUCCUCUUCCUUAAGCUCCUUGGAGGAACUAUCUUAAGCAUCCUGACUUGGGUUCUCUUAGGUUUCUAUAAUAAUAAUGUUUUCUUUCCUUCUGGAAACUGAAUGAAUGAAUGAAUAAAUAAAUAGUAUGAUUAUUCAUGGA
Mustela lutreola (European mink) is the source of this 3435-nucleotide messenger RNA. RefSeq names its product leukocyte immunoglobulin-like receptor subfamily B member 3. Lineage: Eukaryota; Metazoa; Chordata; Mammalia; Carnivora; Mustelidae. The coding region runs from base 62 to 1909 and encodes 615 amino acids. Gene Ontology annotation, molecular function: inhibitory MHC class I receptor activity. The transcript has 11 exons. The record is from RefSeq and is a predicted model, not a curated record. Gene Ontology annotation, biological process: cytokine-mediated signaling pathway.